AUGGCGCUGCGCCAGCUGCUGCUGGCUGCCGAGCGCGACCGCCAGCCGCUGGACGGCGCGUUCCUAGCGUUCGCGCGCGCGCUGCGCCUGGCGCCUCCAGCUGCAGUCGAAGACGAUGAAGAAGCCCCAGUCCAGCCCUCGCAGGAAGACGCGGCCGCGCUGCGCGCGCAGUUCCUGGCCGUGCACGCGCAGGGCGAGCUGCUGCUGCGCGUGUGGCCCGAGCAGCACGGCCUGGGCAGCCGCUGGGAGAAGCGCGAGAGCUUCGCCGUGUUCCUGCACGUGGCCGUGCACCUGCUGCAGCACCAGACGCAGCUGGACGCCGCCCAGGCCGAGGCCUUCGCGCUGCGCGUGGUGCGCGAGAAGGCCGCGCAGCUCGAGAAGCUGCUGAGCUGGAGCGACAAGCCGCUCAUCGAGUUCUGCGCGCUGCAGCUGCUGGGCUGCGUGGCGCGCGUGAGCGGCGCGGCCGCGCGCGAGCUCGUGCGGCUCUUCAACUUCCAGAGCGCGGCGUUCGUCAAGCUGGCCACACGCCGCUGGAAGAAGCCCGAGGUGGCGCAGGACGAGGAGGGAGAGGAGACGCUCAAGCACGCACCCUUCCAGCUGCGCGCGGCGUACGUGGACCUGGUGCUGGCGCUCACGGCGUGCCCGGACAAGAGCGUGCACCGCUUCGCCACCAAGGAGGGCGGCGUCACGGCGUCGCUGUUCAAGAGCAUGGACGGCGACUCGGCCGAGAUGCUGACGAUGAUCUUCGAGAGACUGGGCGAGCUCGUGCUGCACAACAAGGAGGUGGAGCACAAGAGCAAGCUCGUGGUGUUCAAUGCCACGUGCGUGCACCAACUGCUCGCGCUGCUGCAGGUGGAGGACGACGAAGGGGUGCGCGAUACGGCGCUCGGAGUGCUCAAAGCGCUGUUCUUCGACGACAGCGCGCUGUACAUCGUGCCGCAGAAGCAGGCGCUGAGGCUGUUCCUGUCCAAGUCCACAGCGUCGAGCUCGGCGCUCCCGGAGGAAGAGGUGACCACGUCCGAGCAGGCGUACGCACUCAAGGUGAUCCGAAAUGCCGUCGGAACGAUCGGCGUGAAUGAGCUGCUCCGCAGUACUCAGGCGCAGACGCUCGUCAUGCAGUUUCUGGAAAAGUACCCCGGGUUUCUGUCCGAGUACCUGGCGGCAUUGUCGUUUCAGCUGGAGCCCAUGCCCGUGUAUCGUUGGUUCUGCGUGGCCUCGCUAGUGCAGAAGUUGCUGUCGUGCUCACUGGAUGCUGUCGCGAAUGGAAUGCCUGCAGCUAAGAACCCAGACGCGCUGUCGUCGUGGUGCUCUGCGCAGUCUCUCGCCUCGCGGCUCAUUGCUCCGGGUAACUUCCGCAAGGAGCUAUCUCGCUGUAUCCAACACACCAACAACCUGGUUAUCUAUUCGUCGUUGGGCGUGAUUGAGGCGACGCUGAAGCGCUACGUGCGCCUAGCCUCAUCCAUGGAAUCGCUGGGUCUUGCGUCGGAAGUGCAAUCUGAGCUGCGCUUCCUACUUCCGAGCCCGGAGGCGCUUGUCUCGUUGCUUCUCAAACUGUGUGCGUCUCAGGAGCGAAGCAUCGCGCUUAUUUACGUGCGUGCUCUCACAGUGUUCCGCCUGUACCUUGAGUGCCUACCGCAGGCGAUGCGGGAAGUGAAGGUUGAUUUUACGAAGACUCUUGCUUGGCGUUACUUGGAUGGCCACACUGACGAAAACGCGGAGACCUUGCCGGCACCCAUGCAGAGCUUGAUCGUCGGUGAAAUGCUGCGGUUCCUGCUUGCAGUGGAUACCCCUCGUCUUCGCUUUCUGUUUACUAGCGGCAAUUCCGGCAAUCGCUCGAAACUGCAGCAAAUGUUGCUGUUGUACGUUUCCACUCCAAGUGAAGCGGUUCAGAAGCUUGCAGGACAGGUUCUUCAGCGAACCUUGCUGGCUUCAGACAUUUUUGGCCAGGAAACACAGCACCGGCAAGGAGGGACCGGAGGACGCGCUAACGAAGAGAUUGGGUUUUGGCUCGAGAGUUUGCGGCACGGCGGAGGCAAAACUUGCGCUGAAUUUACGGAACAGCUCGCGCGUGCGGUGAUGUCGGACCCGCUGAUGUAUGUUGCUAUUGGAAGACGUGUAGUCACAGAUGCAUCUUCGCCAUCGUCGUCGUUGAGCCCAAUCACUGUGGCCCUGGUGGGAUUCUUGAGUUCACGCGGUGGAGCUGCUGGAAAGCCAGACCUGUCAGCAUACCGUGCUGACCUGCGAGUUGUGGCAUUUGCGGUGCGCAUUUUGCUUGCGCUGGUGCCAACAAGCAAGCAUCCGCACCAACUUGUCGCCCUGAUUGCAAGCAACGAUGCGUUUGCUGAUACGCAGCAAGAGGAAAACGAUGAGACAUCCAGUGAUGACUCAAACGGCAAGAAGCGGAAGCGACCUUCUGGUGCUGAUGACAUCGAGCGCGAGGAUGAUGCGUACGUGUGGCUUAAGGCUCACUGUGAGGCUCUGGUUUCCGGAAAGCCUGUUUCUGGCAAUGUAUCCACUCCGAAGAAGAAAGCGCGUGCAGCUAACAGCAAGUGGUACCGCUUUGGUGACCCUGAUGCCCUCACGGGGGCAUUAGUGGUGAUGUCGCCAGCGGAUUUCACUUCGAAGUGGGAGCAUAUUGUAAGCAACUGUGCAGACAUCGAAGAAUCAUUCAGCCCGGUCCUCCACUAUUUGUCAGCACGAGGAGAUGUGGAUAUUCUAUCGCUCCUGACUUCAAAGGCUCAAAAGAAGCAAGCGUCUUCAUCAGCCGCAACAGAGACAUUCAAGAAGGUUGUACCCGCGCAUAUUGUACUCCAGCACAUUAUGUUCAGUAUUGCGAGCAAUGAUACCAAGAAGCAAGAUUUGGCGAUCGCAGCGGUGUCCGACUUGGUGAGACGUCGGCUUCGUGAUGAUCAGUUGGCUGCGACGGACGCAGCGCGUAUGUGCGAGCAACUGCUGUUCUUCCUUUCAUCAAGCCACCCUGGAGUUUCCGACGGAGGCUACUCGCACCUUUGUGAGCUACUCCUGCUUCUACAUUUCAACAUUAUUGCCUCCAAUGAGUGUACUGUUGCUGAUGUCGUGGAGCGCAUUUUCUUCAAAUUGCGAGCAGUGGUUGCCAGUACUUCGAACAAGUUGUUAUGGCGACAGCUUUCUGCGGUGGAGAUCGUUACACUGCGAGUUUACUCUAGCAACGCGCCAGAAGCGGACCUGUCGUUGCUGUGUGAUUUUGGUGGUCUGUUUCAACGCGCUGGUGUCCCGCUAGUGGCUAUGUUGUCUUCGCGUAUUCCUCCCAGUGCCCGACUUCCAGUGCUCGAUGGUUUGCUGACCCGGUUCAACGUGGCAACCUGUAAUGCUCCUCAUGUGGUGCUUGUCGAACGUACCCUGAAGUCUCUAGGAAAUGAGGGUGAGAGUGGAGACUCUAGCAAGCAAUACUUUUCCUUCUCCGACUACAAGCGAGCAAAGUUGCUUACGCGAAAGCUCUGGCAGCUUCUUACCAGCAGAAACAGCGAGCGACAGAUGCCGUUCUAUACGACCGGAUUUUCAGUACUGGGUCACCUUGGAGGUAUCGAUGCCUCCACAGCCGUUGACGCUAUUCAGAGCUCACUGGUAUCGCUUGUUGUUCAAAGCGCACGUACACCCGUGCAGUGCUCGUCUAAGGUGCUUCGAGCCAUUGUUGCGGCAAUUCAGAGUGGCAACGACGCUGCAGCGUUCCCGACGAUGUUUGAGCAAGAACUAAUGAAGCGCCUUCGACAGGAAAAGGAUGAGCGAGUGCGGUGUGCUUUGGUGAACGCGGUUUACAAUGUGUUCACGCGGAUCACGAGCCCAGGAUUACGUCAGUUCGCCGUAAAUUUGGCCCCUGUUUGCUACGAGCGUGUGCUCUUGGGCUCCCAGAAGACUCACACGGCAGAGCUUGCACUUUUGAAGCAUCUAGCAAGAUUGGAGAACGAUGGUGCAUUGCCGCCGGCCCACCUGCUGGGACUGCUGCUUUUAUUGCGAGGCGAUGACACCAACAAAACUGUGGACGUAAGUUUGCUGCUGGUCCUAGUUCGGAGCUUUCAAGAGAAGCAGUUGUCUGCCUUGAAAAUUGUGCUCCCUCUACUGACCGAGGCGCGUGAAGCUAUCAAAACAAGUGGCUCUCAGUCUGCUUUCGAGGCUUUUGUGAGCUUGACUGCAGCUCUGCUUCGUCUGGUUGGAAAUGACGCGAAUGGAUUGGAUUACGAUUUCGUUGCCCAUUUUGAUGCCCUCGUGCUACACAAGUGCUUCACUCCAACCCUGCAGAACACUGACAACAGUGCUGUGCGACUUCUGAUUGUUCGCGUUGUCUCGCGACUCACUCGUAUCACCGGCAACUACACGAGGUCGUUGUUGCAGACGUUGCUGAACGCGUACUCAAUGUCGCUUUCACCUUUCGACCGCAGCUUGCGGGUACUCUUUGAAGAUUUUGAAGCCCAGGGCUCUGGACUUACCCUUGUGAGCAUGGGCUUCCGCUUUGGUGCAUUCUCGACAGUUUCGCCGUCAGCAGAAGCUUCCUUGUCGUCUAAGCGCUCUCACAACGACCUGGUUGAUGAUUCGGCCUGGCUCCUUGGUGGAGGUAUUGAGCAAAACCGUGUUCGUGCUACGAUUGAGUACUUUCCGCUGGAUCGUGAGGUUUCGACCGAGGGCGAUGCAUUCCUCUUGAACCUUGAUGACGAACUUCCUGUUGAAAACGGUAACGACAACGUCGAACUGACCCUAGCGGACAACGGCGAGAAGGAGGCCGAAGCUUACGAUCCUGCGUUCCUUCUGCCGAUGCUGUCGCACUUCGUCUCCUCGUCGGAUUUGCCGGAUGGUGGCAUUGUGCAGCAAGGCUUGCUUGGCAUUACCAUCCGCGCCAUAUCUUCGGACGUCGAGAAAAUCCGUGAAUACGCGUACGGCAUCCUAGCGCAUCUGCACGAGGCUCUGCAGGCUACUACGGAAACCUCAAGCGAUUUUAAGGCGGGACGCCAAGUCCAUCUGUUACUGGAUGUUUUCCGCCGUGGCGUCGAGGAGCAGCUUGAGCAGGUUCCAUCAGUGGUUACCGUGUUCCUUAAUGACGCGCUCGCUGUGCUGACUCGGCCAACCCACGUGCUGUACCCUCAAGUGAACCAUUUCCUGCUGGCUCGUCCUGCGAUGGACCUGGCUGAUGUCCCGAUGUUUUACUCGUUGUUCAACAGCCGGGCUCCGCUGACCUUCCGCCAAGAGCGCUCAUGGCUGCUGCACGCGCUUCGCCGUGGAGUACGCAACGACGACGACGUGGCAUUGCUUGUGCGCCGUCACGUGCUUCCGAUGCUUUUGAGUUUCUACUCCUCCGAGCUGGCUGAUACCCACACGCAACCUUUGAUCACGAGCAUUUUGCUGGCUGCACUUCGUACCCCGUCGGGUGGUGCAUACUUGAUCACCAAGGCAGCGUUGGUGGAGUGGCUAGCCGCGCAAUUCUUGAGGCAUGGAGCUGCCUCCUCGUCCACGAAAUCGCGCAAUGAUAAAUCGUCGAGAUCGAUGAAGGCGGCUUCGUCGGCGCUGCUGCUUCCUCUUAUGACACUGUUGGAGCAAGUCCUGCAGGAUGCAGUUUGGGAUGAGCUUGACCCAAUCCAGCAGCAUGCGACUGCUUUGCAGGCAGCAAAUGCUUUCGCAUCGUUGCAGGUAGCUCUCGCGGGACGCCGUGCUGGUUCUAAGAAUGACCGCGCAUUAGUGACGAAGGCUGCGCUCGUGACUGAGCUGGUUGUUCGCCGUGCUGGCUCGGUUUGCUCCGUGCAGUUGCUGCACCAGGCUAUUGACGUGGCACGACUGCCUUCUUCGUUUGAAAGCUCAAGUACACGUGCCUAUGGCUGCGCUCAGAUGGUGGCCAACAACCUCUCCCAAUGGCUCCUGCAGCAGCGCCACCACGAAGCGCAGAAACUCCGCUUCCCCGACUGGGCGAAAUUGCUACGUCAGGUGGCCUCGACACUUGUCGCCAGCUGCACCACAGCUACGUUGGCCGAGCAACAGCAAGCGAGGGUAGCCCUCGAACAACUCAAGACGGUUCUGGACCAGGUUCCGAGCCUCAAGCAGCUUGUGCUAUCUCCGUCAACUCUAAACAAGGAGAACGCAUCUACCACCACGUCGGACUACGCCCCAGCACUGCUUUAA
This is a messenger RNA of Phytophthora sojae, 6141 nucleotides long. RefSeq lists its product as hypothetical. The coding region runs from base 1 to 6141 and encodes 2046 amino acids. The transcript has 3 exons. Gene Ontology annotation, cellular component: nucleolus. NCBI's taxonomy places the organism in Eukaryota, Oomycota, Peronosporomycetes, Peronosporales, Peronosporaceae. Gene Ontology annotation, biological process: maturation of LSU-rRNA from tricistronic rRNA transcript (SSU-rRNA, 5.8S rRNA, LSU-rRNA); maturation of 5.8S rRNA from tricistronic rRNA transcript (SSU-rRNA, 5.8S rRNA, LSU-rRNA). The record is from RefSeq and is a predicted model, not a curated record.